GAAUAACACGAGAAAAGAGAUCACGACCGUAAGGCGUCAUCGAAGACUUCGAGGGAAUGGAAUGGUCGACUCGAAUUUUGGUCGUGUGCAGUUGAAAAGCCUGUCGGGAAAACACGUCUUCUGACUAGACCGGAUUCAUAUACGCUUGUCGACUUCAGAAGAACAUCUAUGCGGCCAGAAAAAACAUCACUGUGCUGCAUAACUCACAAUGUACACACAAUCACCGUCACCUCCCUCGCUUGCCCUUCCGCCUCCCUCCGGGGCACCUCCCUUCUCGGCGGUUACAUGGGAGCCUGCCUCGACCGAGGGCUAUACUCGUGAAUGGAAGCCGAAGAAUCAUUUCGAGUUAGAUGGUGGCUGGAGGUCGAUGGGAGGACGGCAGGCUGGGUCGGCCUUAAGUUACUAAGCGCACUAGGACCUCUCAUGCGUUUGAGAACAUAUGAGGAUCUGCUGUACACGGAACGCCAGCGGUCGGGAUAAGUCAACGCGGCCGCUAUCAAUUCGUUCUCGGAAAAUGCGACUGGUCCGACUCCACCAUAAACGUACGGUGUUAUGGGCGUCUACUUAUGCGGCUUCAGUGAUUGUCAUCGACAUCGAUCGAGCGGGAUGACGGAGUGGUAAGUAAAAGCCCGUCGCGGUGAAUGGGACGCGUGCAUACGGCCUGUAGGCUGUGGACGCG
Molecule: messenger RNA, 679 nt
Organism: Stereum hirsutum FP-91666 SS1
Lineage: Eukaryota; Fungi; Basidiomycota; Agaricomycetes; Russulales; Stereaceae
Exons: 6
Coding region: 209-406 (65 amino acids)
Source: RefSeq, a predicted model, not a curated record